CUGCGCGCGGGCAGAAGCCGCAGAAACCGAGCCCCGUACUCCUGCCACUAAACGUCCAAUAACGGAGAUACAAGGGAAAGGAAACAUAACGUGGGCUUCGGGACGUUUCUACUGUUUGAGUGAGAACCACGGAUAUGCACGUUUGUUGUGAUGAAAAUGUUCUUUAACGGCAGGGAGAAAUCUGGAAAUCUUAGAUAACAUUUCUUUUGGAUACUUUUUACGAACUUUAAUCGGUGGACUUGGAUACCAGCUCUAAUUCAAGCAAAGCGGUUUGUUUUUAUUUGCGGUGGAGCCGCUGACCGCACACUCUGAAGCGGACCAACUUCUCCAGAUCCCAGUGUACUAUAAACAGCCGCGCAGAGCUGUUCAUCUGAUCUCUUUAGAAUAACUAUUCCUUUGGAAAGACAAAAUGCAUCAGCCCUGGACUAUGGAUGCUCUCUCCUCAGUGGUGUUGGCCCUCGCUCUACUGUCCGGUGCCGGACCGAUGGGGCUGGCGCACGGCUUCGGCGAGGAGACGGAGGAGAUGACCUGUGAUCCGAUCCGCAUCGCGAUGUGUCAAGAUCUGGGCUAUAAUGUCACUAAAAUGCCCAACCUGGUCGGCAACGUGCUCCAGUCUGACGCGGAGUUACAACUGACAACUUUCACACCACUCAUACAGUACGGCUGUUCCAGCCAGCUGAAGUUCUUCCUGUGUUCCGUCUAUGUGCCCAUGUGCACAGACAAGGUGCCCAUCCCUAUUGGCCCGUGCGGCAGCAUGUGCCUGUCUGUCAAGAGGAAGUGCCUCCCGGUCCUGACGGAGUUCGGCUUCGUGUGGCCGGAGCUGCUGAACUGCAGCCUGUUCCCCCCCCAGAACGACCACAACCACAUGUGCAUGGAGGGCCCGGGGGACGAGGAGACCCCCUACCACCCUCCCCGGCCCCUGCCCCCCCAGGAGGAGGAGUGCCAGGCGCUGGGGGCGGGGCCGGACCAGUACGCCUGGGUGAGGCGGAGCCACAGCUGCGCGCUGCAGUGCGGAUACGACAGCGGGCUGUAUCGCCGCGGCGCCAAGGUGUUCACGGACGCCUGGAUGGCGGUGUGGGCGGUGCUCUGCUUCCUCUGCACCACCCUCACCGUGCUCACCUUCCUCCUGGACUCCGCCCGCUUCUCCUACCCCGAGCGGCCGAUCAUCUUCCUGUCCAUGUGCUGCAACCUCUACAGCGUGGCCUAUCUGGUUCGCCUGACUCUGGGUCGCGAGCGUGUGUCAUGUGACCUGGAGGAGGCAGCAGUGCCCGUCUUGGUGCAGGAAGGGCUGAAGAGCACCGGCUGUGCCAUCGUCUUCCUGCUGCUCUACUUCUUUGGCAUGGCCUCCUCCCUCUGGUGGGUGAUCCUGACCCUCACCUGGUUCCUGGCGGCGGGGUUAAAGUGGGGCCACGAGGCCAUCGAGAUGCACAGCUCCUACUUCCACAUCGCGGCGUGGGCCAUCCCGGCCGUCAAAACCAUCGUCAUCCUCAUUAUGCGGCUGGUGGACGCCGAUGACCUCACGGGCCUGUGCUACGUGGGCAACCAGCAGCAGGAGGCGCUCACGGGCUUCGUGGUGGCUCCCCUCGCCACUUACCUCCUCGUGGGCACGCUGUUCAUCUGCGGCGGCCUGGUGGCGCUCUUCAAGAUCCGCUCCAACCUCCAGAAGGACGGCGCCAAGACGGACAAGCUGGAGCGCCUCAUGGUGAAGAUCGGCGUGUUCUCCGUCCUGUACACGGUGCCGGCGUCCACCGUGAUUGGCUGCUACCUGUACCAGCUGACCAACUGGGGGGACUUCAGGGCGUCGUCCAGGGACUCGUACGUGGCGUCGGAGAUGCUGAGGAUCUUCAUGUCGCUGCUGGUGGGCAUCACCUCGGGCAUGUGGAUCUGGUCAGCCAAGACCCUGCACACCUGGAGGCGCUGCUGGGGACGUCUGCUGAGGGAGGGGCGGGGGGGGCGGGGCAAGAGGGCGCCGGGGGACAGCUGGGUGAAAGCGGGCAAGGGCAACGAGACUGUGGUGUGA
This is a messenger RNA of Osmerus eperlanus (European smelt), 2020 nucleotides long. It is a transcript of the gene fzd4, whose product is annotated as frizzled class receptor 4. Gene Ontology annotation, cellular component: plasma membrane. Gene Ontology annotation, biological process: canonical Wnt signaling pathway; retina vasculature morphogenesis in camera-type eye; non-canonical Wnt signaling pathway. The transcript is spliced from 4 exons. Lineage: Eukaryota; Metazoa; Chordata; Actinopteri; Osmeriformes; Osmeridae. Gene Ontology annotation, molecular function: Wnt receptor activity; Wnt-protein binding. The coding region runs from base 410 to 2020 and encodes 536 amino acids. The record is from RefSeq and is a predicted model, not a curated record.